Drosophila busckii is the source of this 2712-nucleotide messenger RNA. RefSeq names its product proton-associated sugar transporter A (gene Slc45-1). Lineage: Eukaryota; Metazoa; Arthropoda; Insecta; Diptera; Drosophilidae. Gene Ontology annotation, biological process: transmembrane transport. The transcript has 5 exons. Gene Ontology annotation, molecular function: sucrose:proton symporter activity. Gene Ontology annotation, cellular component: membrane. The record is from RefSeq and is a predicted model, not a curated record.
AGUCGUAAAGCCGCCAGCUAGGAGAGGAGAUCAUCUGAAGAUCGCUUGAAUUUCGAAACAGACGAAAAUCUGUGUGCAGAGCCAACAAGGAAGACGAAAAUAGCAUCAAAGUCGCUUGGAAAAAUACGCAAAUUUUGUUUUGAAAAAAAUAAAAAGUUACUUGUAGAUUUGUUGGGUUUUCAAUUUGUUUUGCUGUGCCGUCGUCGCCCACGCAUUGACGACUUACGCAAAUUGUCAAAAGAAAAGCAAUUUUCAUGUCUUGCCAAAAAUUUCAGCGUGUGCAAACCAACGAGAGAGUAAACAGCUGCUGUCGCCUACGGCUAGCGGCAAUGUCAGUGAAUUAAAACAACAAAAAUACCACAACAAAAAUAAAUAAAAAAAUCGAAGAAGCUUUCUUCUUUCACGCGUAUCUUGAUCAAGCAUUAUUAAUCUAACAAUAAGUCAAUAAAAUAAACUACUAGUGCGUGAGAUAAAGCAAAAACUUUUUAUAAAAAUCAAAAAUCGAUUCGUUAACAUUGUGCCUUCAAUUGCAUGGGUAAAGUUAUGAGAGUGAAUUCAUUGCCACCGCCUAUCCACAAGUGCCACGCCCACGCUCGCUCCAAGCAACAACAGCAGAAACAAUUGAAAUUGAAAAAAACUGAAAUCUAUUUUAUGUUCAACAAUCUGUGCAAAAGAAAAACUUUAACGGAUUACAGUUUAUUGACACUAAAAAGAAAAUCUGAAAAAGAAAAUACCCAUCAUUAAGUGAAGUUAAAGCAAGCACAUAAAAUCCAAAGAAACAUAAAAACAUUCGUUCAAAGACAUUGUAAAGCUUUACUUGUGCACUCAAAUCAGUCUCAGCAUGGUGGGUGUCGUUGCUGACUCUACGCAGGCUGCGCAGCUGUCGUCUGCCAAGAAUCCCAUGAUCAAGUAUCUGCUGAAGCAGCGCGAGACUCAUGCCAAGACACAGGAUGCGGACUACUCGCACGUGUUUCGCCGCAAGACGCGCUUCGAGCUCUUUCGCCUCUCCGCCAUUGCCAUGGCCAUUGAGUUUGCCUAUGCGGCCGAGACGAGCUUUGUGUCGCCCAUUCUGCUGCAGAUUGGCAUCGAUCACAAGCACAUGACCAUGGCCUGGGGUCUCUCGCCACUCAUUGGCUUCUUUGUAUCCCCGCUGCUGGGCAGCAUCAGCGAUCGCUGCAAGCUGCGCUGGGGUCGUCGUCGCCCCAUCAUUUCUAUUCUCUCCUUUGGCAUCUUUCUCGGCCUCAUACUCGUGCCCUAUGGCAAAGAGCUGGGCGCCUGGCUGGGCGAUGAGGGCUAUAACUACACCGCAAUGGCGCUUAAUAGUAGCUUGGACAGCAUCAGCGACGGCACUGCCGCUGUGGCGGCUCUGGUUGCCGGCGAGUCGCCAGCAGGUCCCUCGGCUAGCAAUUUUAAGUACGCCGUUAUUUUGACUAUAUUGGGCAUGGUGCUGCUGGAUUUUGAUGCGGACACCUGCCAGACACCCGCACGCACAUACCUGCUGGAUAUGUGUCUGCCCGAGGAGCAGCCCAAGGCGCUCACAAUGUUCACGCUGUUUGCAGGCUUUGGCGGCACCAUUGGCUACGGCAUUGGCGGCAUCGACUGGGAGCACACACAAAUCGGAAACUUUCUGGGUGGCAACAUACCCACAGUCUUUAGCCUGGUGACCAUUAUCUUUGUGGUCUGUUAUUUCAUAACCGUUUUGACCUUUCGCGAGAUACCUCCUUUGAUCUCAUGGAACGCUUGAUUGAGCUGCUUGAAUAACAAUGCCGUCUACUACAUACAGGAGACCUCCACGCUCGAGCAGCAAAUGCAGGCGAGCAACAAGAGCACUGAAGCACUCCAGGGCAGCUAUCAGAACAGCUACUUGCCCACGUUGCCGGCCAAGAGCGGACUGGAUGUGGAGACAUCCACAUCGGAGCCCGAGCCGCCGGUUUCGCUGCGCGCCUAUUUGAAGAGCAUCUUCAUCAUGCCCUACUCCAUGCGCAUGCUGGCGCUGACCAACCUCUUCUGCUGGAUGGGUCAUGUCACCUAUUGCUUGUACUUUACGGACUUUGUUGGCGAGGCGGUGUUCCACGGCGAUCCCACAGCAGCGCCUGGCUCGGAGAAGGCCAUGCUCUAUGAAGCCGGCGUGCGCUUCGGCUGCUGGGGCAUGUCCAUCUACGCCUUCUCCUGCUCCAUGUACUCGCUGUCCGUGACCAAGCUGAUGAAGUGGUUUGGCACCAAGGUCGUCUAUAUCAGCGGCAUUGUUUACUACGGCGUGGGCAUGCUCAUACUCGGCCUGUGGCCCACCAAGUGGGGCGUUUUGGUCUUCAGCACUUCCGCCGGCAUACUCUAUGGCACGCUCUUCACCUUGCCCUUCAUUCUGGUGGCCAACUAUCACGCCAAGAAUUGUUUCCGUGUGCAUAAUGGCGAGACAGUUCCUCUCAAACAGGCUCGCGGCUUGGGCACUGAUGUGGCCAUUAUUAGCAGCAUGGUGUUCAUAGCCCAGCUCAUCGUAUCGCUCUGCAUUGGACCUCUGGUUGCCUGGAUGGAGACAACUUGCGCCAUUUUGUAUGCCUCAACGGGCUUGUCCUUUGCCGCUGCCAUUGCUGCCUUAUUUGUACUUUACGUUUAGACAAUUACACCGUUAGUAUAACAAUGUAACACAUAUUAAAGUUAAUCAAUUGGGAUAUUAGACAAUAAAGCCAUUUAUGAAUAUCAAAUAAGUUAAGU